AUGGCAGUUGAACUCGACACCCGUCAACCCGACUCUCUCCAGCCUCUCCCUCAACCCGACCAACCCCUUCCAAACGCCGCUCAAAUCCCCCUCCAAACCUUCCACCUCCCCUCCUUCCCCCCUCAAGCAUCCCAGCUCAAAGAUCUAACCCUCACCUCAGACAUAAAGCCGACAGAGUACGCGGAUCUGCUCGCCACACCUCUAUCAGCUGAUGCCAUACCAUCCUCUCUACCAGCGAGUAUCGAGUCGCUGACCCUUGAGCUGUUUUCCUUGGGCUACCCGCCUUCUUUCCUGGAUAGUUUGAGUCGGGGGUUACCCCGUCUUCGGGCGUUGACGCUAUACUCGCAUCUCGUUGACGGGGUGAGUGACGGGUCGAGGAAGGACGCGGGGGAGUUUUUCCAUAAUGUUCUCGUUGGGAAGAAGGAGAACGGGGGUGGAUUGAGACAGUUACACCUCCUUGAUGUGUUCUCUCGAAAGGGGCUCAUGUCAGGAAUUGGCGAUAUUCUCGAUGAUAUGGGCUCGAAUGCAUUGAUCCGUCUUCUUGAAGUUUCGUAUACGUAUCGCGGACACUCGGACUCGGGAUUCCUGGCUCGUAUUCCGGGCGAUGAGUUACCGGGUUUAUUGGUACCGUCGCUUGUGGCAGUCUCGUUUCGUCUGUCGAGUAUGCUGGUGUCUCCUGAUGGUGAGGGGGAAGGAGAGUCCCAGUUCCCCGAUGACCCUGCGGAUGUGGAUGUGGAUGGAGUGCGGAUUCCUGGUGCUAAGCCGCAGGGCAUCAUCCCUCUUCACCCAGCACAUCCUGGAAUGGAACUGUUGAUGAAGAAGUUGGCGGGACAUGAUGGGCCAGAAAGCCUUGAGCCUGGUUCUAGUCCAAGCUCUGGUCCUGGUCCUCGAGGACUUAAAAUGCUCGAUUGUACUCUGUAUACAUUGAGUCUGGAGCAACUUACCACUAUUCUCAGUUCACAGAAUGAGUUGGCGAUUCUGGCUGCUAGUGUGCUGGUCCAGGAGAAGGAGACUUUGUUGGAUACUCUUCGAAAUGGGAGUAAGGAUUUGGAAGCGGUUGAGAUUGUCGGUGUUCCCAAGGAGGCUGUGGAGGUUGGGUCCAUCUCUAACCAGGAUACUUCAUUCCGUGCGCUCUUCCCAACUACCUCUGAUAUGACAGAUCUGUCGACUCGUCUUCCUCGGCUGAAUAGCUUUACCAUGACGAUUCUGCGAGCUGCUAGUUUUGGGUCGGUGACUUGGACACGAGCAUGGGAUGGAGGAUGGGAGGGUGGGACCGUGGGUGGACAGAAGUGA
Aspergillus wentii DTO 134E9 is the source of this 1293-nucleotide messenger RNA. RefSeq lists its product as uncharacterized. NCBI's taxonomy places the organism in Eukaryota, Fungi, Ascomycota, Eurotiomycetes, Eurotiales, Aspergillaceae. The record is from RefSeq and is a predicted model, not a curated record. The transcript has 2 exons. The coding region runs from base 1 to 1293 and encodes 430 amino acids.